AUGUCGGUUAUCCUUCUCAAGUACAGCAAAAGAACCUCCUGUUUUUCCUGCUUAGAAUGGAUUUCAUCCCUUGAUGGAAAAUAUCGGAAACAUUGUUACUGGUUCGACCGUUCCCUUUCAGUGACGGCAUUUGAAGCAGACGAGUUUUGCGCUCUAAGUGGAGGCCGUUUGGCGCCCUAUAUCGACAGUUACCAGUAUAAUUACCUCCUUGAGCUCCGACCACCUACAGCGGUUGACACAUUUAUAGGAACAAUGGACAUUGUAAAAGAGGACACCUGGGUAAACUUUGAUAGCAGUAGUAUCCCCGGAAAUGAAUUUUUAUUUACGAUGACAAAUUAUCCUUAUGAUCAACCUAAUGGAGGCACCACUCAAAACUGCGCUGUAAUUAAUUCAAAAUCUCUUUCGGGAGUAUAUGUCGAAAAUCGAACAAGCGACGUAUCGUGUCUCAAUGACUACAAAACGACGGAUAUGUUGUGUUACAAGGAAGAUUGGACUAGUCGUUGUUUAUUUUGGAACUCUACAGCCGACAAGAAAUACAGACAACACUGCUAUUGGCUGACGUCCAAAACGUCCAAUCAUCAGACCACUUGGACCGUACUGGACGCCAUGGACAAGUGUCGGUGUGAGGGUGGACAGCUAGCCCCUGUCAUAGAUGAUGAUCAGUUUUCCUUCAUCACGAAUCUUCUCAGUUCUGUUGCCAACUCAACAGAUAUAAAUACGGGGCUGUGGCUUGGUUCUCAUAACAUUAAAGGUACCCCUAUGAACUGGAAUGGUGAUCCUAUGGAGGCUACUACAACCAUUACCGCUCCCUCAGGGGAUUUGUGUUUUCUGACCACGACGGGUGGAAAUCAGACCUGGGGACCAUGUAGUUACACAGACCCAUCUAGGGUCUCUGGAGCUCUCUGUUAUAAGGAGGGAUUUGUUAUCGAUACUAUGAAUCCCACAACACGAAGUAAUGCUACCACAACGUCGGUAGAGGAAAUCAAAAAGGAACUACAUGUAAACCCACAAAACACUAAUGCGUUUAAGCUGACAAAGAUAAGUGUGUAUGAGGAUCGUCCUGUAGCUGUGAGUAUGGGGGCCGUUGGUAUUGCUGUGCUUGUAUCUGUAUUUGUUUUCAUUAUCUUGUUGGACUGUCAACGAAAGGGGAAGCUCUCCUCCAAACAAAAGACAACAAAAAUUGAAACUAUGAAAUAA
Messenger RNA from Saccostrea echinata, 1197 nucleotides. RefSeq lists its product as uncharacterized. The transcript has 7 exons. The record is from RefSeq and is a predicted model, not a curated record. Bases 1 to 1197 code for a protein of 398 amino acids. Lineage: Eukaryota; Metazoa; Mollusca; Bivalvia; Ostreida; Ostreidae.